Messenger RNA from Nothobranchius furzeri (turquoise killifish), 3555 nucleotides. RefSeq names its product phosphodiesterase 11a, like (gene pde11al). NCBI's taxonomy places the organism in Eukaryota, Metazoa, Chordata, Actinopteri, Cyprinodontiformes, Nothobranchiidae. Gene Ontology annotation, biological process: negative regulation of receptor guanylyl cyclase signaling pathway; signal transduction. The record is from RefSeq and is a predicted model, not a curated record. Gene Ontology annotation, molecular function: protein binding; 3',5'-cGMP-stimulated cyclic-nucleotide phosphodiesterase activity.
AUGACAACGUUUGACUUCUCUGAUGUGGAGGCUUUUUUGGACAGCCACCCGGAUCUAUUCCAGGAGUAUUUAGUUCGUAGAGCGAGAUGCGAUCAAGUGAACAGGUGGUUAAAGGAGCACCAGCCGUCCAAGGCAGCCGAAGAAAAGCACGGCGCAGCCGUGGACCCGCUCUGGCCCACCAGCAGCGACGGGCUUCGGCGCAGAUCCUCUCACAUGGAGCUGCGGCGCAACUUCGCCCGCUCCAAAGCCUCCACUGCUCACCGCACUUACGACGAGCACGUGAGCCUGAGUGAACACGAGUCCCAGUCCAGCACGAGACGCCGCGCGCUCCUGCGUAAAGCCAGCUCACUGCCUCCGACCACCGCGCAUAUCCUGAGCGCCCUGCUGGAAUCCAGAGUCAACGUGCCCCAGUACGCCUCCAGCGCCAUCGACUACAAAUACAGGCUCAAGGAAACCAACGAGAGGGAUUUCUUCUUGGAGCUGGUCAAGGACAUCUCCAACGAACUGGACCUGACCAACCUGAGCUAUAAAAUACUCAUCAACGUGUGCAUCCUGGUGGACGCUGACAGGUGCUCGCUCUUCCUAGUCGAGGGGCCCGCGCACAAGAGGAUACUGGUGUCCAAGUUCUUUGAUGUGCACUCGGGCACCACGGUCAGACCAUCAUCCAGCACUCUGAACUCCAAUGAGGUACAGGUUCCGUGGGGAAAAGGUAUCAUUGGAUAUGUUGCAGAGCAUGGAGAGACAGUAAACAUCCCAAACGCAUACGAGGACCACCGUUUCAGUGAUGAGAUCGACAAGUUGACGGGGUACAAGACUCAGGCUAUCCUCUGCAUGGCCAUCUGCAACAGUGAUGGAGAAGUCAUAGGUGUGGUUCAAGCUAUCAACAAGAAUCCAAUGGGCACACCUUUUACAGAGGGUGAUGAGAAGGUGCUGCAGAUGUAUCUGCCUUUCUGUGGCAUAUCGAUUUCAAAUGCAAAGUUGUUUUCUGAGUCUCGGAAGGAGUAUGAGAGGAGCCGGGCUUUGUUGGAGGUGGUCAAUGACCUGUUUGAAGAGCAGACAGACCUGGAGAAGAUAGUCAGGAAGAUCAUGCAGCGCGCACUGACACUGCUGCAGUGUGAACGCUGCUCCGUGCUUCUCCUGGAGGACAUCGACUCACAUGUGGUGAAGUUUGCCAAGACGUUUGAGCUCAUGUCUCCUCAGUGCAACAUAGACAGGGACAUCAGCAUGGAGAAGUUGUCCUGCUCUGACUGGCUAAUCAAUAACAGCAUUGCAGAGCUGGUGGCAUCUACAGGACUUCCUGUUAACAUAAGUGACGUGUGUCAGGACCCUCGUUUUGAUGCUGAGGCGGAUCAAGCUUCAGGGUUUCACAUCAGAUCGGUCUUAUGUGUUCCCAUCUGGAAUCGAACUCAUCAGAUCAUUGGGGUUGCACAAAUUCUGAACCGUCUGGACAGGAAGACGUUCAAUGACGCAGACCAGAGACUGUUUGAGGCAUUUGUGAUAUUCUGUGGACUUGGGAUCAACAAUACAAUGAUGUACAACCAAGUGAAGAAGACUUGGGCCAAGCAGUCAGUAGCUCUGGAUAUGCUGUCUUAUCAUGCCACCUGCUCCAAAGUAGAAGUCGACAGGCUUAAGGCUGCUAAGAUCCCCCCGAGCAGUGAGUUGGGCAUUGAUGAGUUUCACUUCAAUGACUUUUCCCUGGACAAUGACGCAAUGAUCACAGCAUCGCUCAGGAUGUUUCUGGAGCUUGGUGUCGUCCAGAAGUUUAAAAUUGACUAUGAGGUUUUGUGCCGCUGGCUUCUGACUGUGAGAAAGAAUUAUCGAACUGUGGCCUAUCAUAACUGGAGACAUGCUUUCAAUGUGUCACAGUGCAUGUUUGUCAUGAUUGCAACAGCCAAUUUCCAGGACAUCCUUUCAGAUGCAGAGCUUCUGGCACUGAUGGUUGGCUGUUUGUGUCAUGACUUGGACCACCGAGGGACAAACAAUGCAUUUCAAGCCAAGACCGGCUCUGCUCUGGCCCUACUCUACGGGACGUCGGCUACGCUGGAGCACCAUCACUUCAACCACGCAGUUAUGAUUCUGCAGAGUGAGGGCCACAAUAUCUUUGCAAACCUCAGCUCCAAAGAGUACAGCAACAUGAUGCAACUACUGAAGCAGGCCAUUCUCUCUACAGACCUCACUUUGUACUUUGAGCGCCGAACCAAGUUCUUUGAGUAUGUAUUGUCAGGUGAAUUCAGCUGGACAGUCGAAGAACACAGAGACGUUCUCAGGUCUAUGCUGAUGACAGCGUGUGAUCUGGGAGCCGUCACACGUCCGUGGAAAAUAUCAAAACAGGUUGCAGAGCUGGUGACGAGUGAAUUCUUUGAGCAAGGUGACAGAGAGAGGUUUGAGCUUAAAUUAACCCCAGCAGCCAUCUUUGAUCGAAAUCGCAAAGAUGAACUACCAGCUUUGCAGCUAGAAUGGAUUGAUGGGAUUUGUAAACCACUUUAUCAGGCAUUGCUGAAGCUCAACAGGAAGUUGCAACCAAUGGUGGACGGGAUCAACGCCAAUCGAGAGAAAUGGCAGGAAAUGUCUUUGCCCAACCAGCAGACACACAAAGCUUCUGUGUGCAGUGAGAGCCCUGUUCCGAAUCCAAACACUGAGUUUGGUCACGAUGCAGAAACCACCAAGCCUCGAGACACCACAGAGAAGAAGAGCCAUGUUAGAAAGUUUGGCCCAAAGUUGGAAUGCAGGGAAGUUUUGAGAUGCACAGGAAUCAAAGAGGCUGACAGUAACAUAACAUCUGCAGGAAAAAAGCAAAUCAUGCUUUGAAGCAAAUAAAUGUUAAAAAGCACACAAGAAUUAAAAUAUAAGAGUAAAACUGUGAUUUUUCUUCUAAGAAAAAUACAACCUUACAUAGAUUUUAUGAGCUGCUUCUUCUGCCAGGCAUCACUGUGCUGCACUGAGGUGGAUUAGAUCUGUUUGAGGGUGAGCCUUCCUAUUGGUGUCCACACAUCUGAAAGAGUUCCAUCACUGAAAUAAAAAGACAAACAGAGACCAAAGAGGGCCGGUGGGUCGUAUUGUAAAAGCUCACCUUUAUAAAUACCAUUGUGACACGUCAGACGGAGCUUGAUGGUGCUCCUGAAUGCCAUGAUUUUGCUGCAUGGCCUACUUACUAUUCAGCUGUUGUGGACACAUUUAAUAGUAAAUUUGUGGAGGUAAUUUGCAUUUAUGCCCAGCAUGUAAUUCUUGUGUUAUUUAAUGUUGUAAUGCAGACAUUUUGCUUAGGUAAUGGAGUCCAAACCCUCAAUUUUUUUUUUUGGGGGGGGGUGACCUUUAAAUGAGCCUACAGGCCAGCCUGCUGUUGUGUUGGUCUUGGUAGUCCAGUGGUUACAAUGACUGCCUUUGCACUCCAACCACUGGACAACCAAGUCAGCUACAAAAGAAUAGUUGCCUAACUAACUUAUCCUGUGCUGGCCAUUAUGUGCAUCUUUGUAGACAGAAUGCAUGGUUUUUAUGGCUGUUUUUUGUCCCCAAUGCAAAAGUAAUUUGUCAGAAUCAGUGGUGGCUCAUCCAUAG